AUGGAAAAAGUCGUCCCCACCGCGGAAGAGCUCAAAGCCUUCAACCUCGACGAUCCCCAGACGAUCGAACUCAUCCAACAUGCGCGCGACAGCUACGACGCCGACGCCAAGCUCACGCUGUGGGAGGCCGUCCGCAAGUACAAGAAGGCGUGCUUCUGGGCCAUGUUUCUGUCCACCAGCCUGAUCAUGGAGGGCUACGACUUGGUGAUUAUCACCUCCUUCUACGGCCAGAGCCAGUUCCAGCAGCGGUUCGGCACCGUCGACCCGGCCACGGGCAAGAAGCUCAUCACGGCCGAGUGGCAGUCGGGCCUCAGCAACUCGUCCCUGGUGGGCCAGCUGGCGGGGCUGCUGCUCAACGCGUACGCGCAGGACCGCUUCGGCAACCGGCACACGAUGAUGGCCUUUAUGGUGUGGAUGGUGGCCGCCGUCUUCAUCCCCGUGUUUGCGCCGUCGCUGUCGGUGCUGGCCUUUGGCGAGGCCAUGUGCGGCGUCGGCUGGGGCGUGUUCCAGACGCUGUCGACGGCCUACGCCUGCGAGGUCGUGCCGCCCAUUGUGCGGCCCUACGUGACGGGCUACGUGUGCAUGUGCUGGGGCGCCGGCAUCCUGCUGUCGUCGGGCGUCGUGCGCGCCGUCGCGGGCAUCGACGGCGACUGGGGCUGGCGGCUGCCGUUUGUCAUCCAGUGGGUGUGGCCGGUGCCCAUCAUCAUCGGGACGUACUUUGCGCCCGAGUCGCCGUGGAGCUCCGUGCGCCGGCACAAGGACGACGAGGCGCGGCGCAGCCUGCGGCGCCUGCGGCAGGACACGCCCGACCGCGAGCGCGAGGUCGAGGCGGCGCUCGCGCUGAUUGUGCACACGAUGCGCCUCGAGGCGGCCGCGACCGAGGGCUCGACGUUUCUGGACUGCUUCCGCGGCACGAACCUGCGGCGCACCGAGAUCAACUGCGUCGUCUGGGCCGCCCAGAUCCUCUGCGGCAACGCCAUCCUCGGCUACUCGGUCGAGUUUCUCGAGGCCGCCGGCUUCAACGAGCUGCAGGCGUUCGACCUCAACAUCUCGCUGUCCGCCUGCUACAUUGUUGGCGGCGUCAUCUGCUGGCUGCUCUUCCCGCACUUUGGCCGCGCCACCAUCUACAUGGCCGGCAUGCUCUUCAUGCUCGUCUGCCUGCUGGCCAUUGGCGGCCUCGGCUUCUCGAGCAACCCCAACGCCAACAUCGCCGUCGGCGUCCUGCUCGUCAUCUCGACCCUCUGCAACAUGAUCACCACCGGCCCCGUCUGCUACCCCAUCGUCGCCGAGACGCCCUCCGCCCGCCUGCGCUACAAGACCAUUGUCAUCGGCCGCUUCGUCUACAACCUGACGGGCAUCUUCAACAACUCCGUGACGCCCCGCAUGCUGUCGGCGCUGUCCUGGAACUGGGGCGCCAAGAGCGGCCUCUUCUACGCCGGCACCAACCUGCUGUGUCUCAUUUGGUGCUGGUUCCGGCUGCCCGAGACCAAGGACCGCACCUUUGGCGAGAUUGACGUGCUCUUUGAGAACAAGGUCUCGGCGCGCAAGUUCAAGUAUACAAAAGUGGAUGAAUUCGCCCAUCAGUCCGCGGUCAGUGAAAAAGCCGGCGUCGAACACAUUGACGAGGUGGCGUAG
This is a messenger RNA of Sporothrix brasiliensis 5110, 1635 nucleotides long. Its product is annotated as MFS transporter, SP family, general alpha glucoside:H+ symporter. The record is from RefSeq and is a predicted model, not a curated record. Gene Ontology annotation, biological process: transmembrane transport; carbohydrate transport. NCBI's taxonomy places the organism in Eukaryota, Fungi, Ascomycota, Sordariomycetes, Ophiostomatales, Ophiostomataceae. The transcript is spliced from 3 exons. Bases 1 to 1635 code for a protein of 544 amino acids. Gene Ontology annotation, cellular component: membrane. Gene Ontology annotation, molecular function: carbohydrate:proton symporter activity.